UUAACUUUGUGCAUACGCUCCCUUCUCCGGCCAGAUCCUCCUAACCCAGGUAGGAAAAGUCUUUGUAGAGAAAGAAGAUAAAUAAUGGAAUCAUAGAGCUUGUGGCAAAAAUUGAAGCACAAAAGAAAGAGAAAGUGGGAAUAAAGAAUCCCUCAUCAUAUCUAUGUGCUGAAAGGUUGUGACUGGAAAUUCCAAUCCUCUUUUAGGAUUAGAGAAAUGGGUAGGCAACAGUCGCUGCGGGGAAAAGCAGCCCACUUUGUGUCUGAUCUCACCACUGUCAUCCUCAACCCCAUCUCUGAUAAACCCCCAAAACCUCAUCCUCAUCCUCAUCCACCUGAAGAUGAGAGUGAGUCAAAAAAAGGUCAACUAGAAUCAAUUGGUGAAGAGGGUACUGGGGAAGUUGUUGAUGGGCCUGAUACUUCUUCUUUUACAGCAUUUCUCUACUCUCUAUUGUCAUCCUCUGACUCCGGAGAUAAUUCAAAGUCAGAUGAGCAGAAUAAUGGUGAAAUUGAAUCAGGCGACCUGCAAUCUGACACUGCAAUGAAGGAAAGUGGUGGGAAGAAAAGCUUAUUUUCUAGGGGGAAACAAUCGCUUGGUAGAGUUAUUUCCAAAGCUGCAAGAGUCGGUGGCUAUCGAAACCAAGAUCGCAAGGGUGACUCAGAAAUUAAAGUUGAUGGGAGUGAUGCUUUAACUGCUGAGGUUGAGAUGAGGGAUAUUCAAAAUGAGAAAGAGUCUGAAGACUUGGUCAAAGUUGCAGACAUUUCCGAACCUUCAUUGCUUCUUUCAGAGAAAACUAGGACUUUUCUUUAUGCUUCACUUCCAGCACUUGUUCAGGGGAGGAAAUGGUUAUUGAUCUAUAGUACAUGGCGGCAUGGCAUAUCACUUUCGACCCUGUAUAGAAGGAGCACGCUUUGGCCUGGACUCAGCUUGCUGGUUGUUGGAGACCGUAAAGGUGCAGUAUUUGGUGGCUUAGUUGAGGCACCCCUUAGGCCAACCAGCAAGAAAAAAUAUCAGGGAACAAAUAAUACGUUUGUUUUCACGAAUAAAUCCGAUCAACCUGUUAUAUUCCGCCCCACAGGUGUAAAUCGCUAUUUCACUCUGUGCUCCACCAACUCUCUGGCAAUUGGUGGAGGUGGUCACUUUGCACUGUAUUUGGAUGGUGAUCUAUUGAAUGGAUCAAGUUCUGUUUCGGAAACAUAUGGGAACCCUUGCCUUGCACACUCCAAAGACUUCGAAGUGAAGGAAGUUGAGUUGUGGGGCUUUGUAUAUGCUUCAAAGUAUGAGGAAAUACUUUCUUUAAGCCGAACAGAGGCCCCUGGGAUUUGCCGAUGGUAAAUGCUCCUCAUGCUCAUUGUAAUAAUUGGCCACCUUGUUAAUCCUGAAGAUGCUGCUGAUUGCGUUCCAAGUGAAACAACUGAGAGUGGAAGGUCUUUGUAUAUGUCUUGAAAAUAGGCUCCACCCCUGUACAUAGGUUGUUGUAAACUGCCAGUUUUUUUGGGUAAAAGAUAGAUUUUGAUGGUAUACAGUUUUCUCUGGGGUAUGCCCAGACUCUUUUUUCUA
Molecule: messenger RNA, 1560 nt
Organism: Corylus avellana
Lineage: Eukaryota; Viridiplantae; Streptophyta; Magnoliopsida; Fagales; Betulaceae
Product: TLD-domain containing nucleolar protein
Source: RefSeq, a predicted model, not a curated record